AUGGACCUUUCCAGCCCCAGGUGCAGCCUGCGGAGGGGCCUCUUGCUCGUGGCCAGUCUGCUGGCCUGUGGCAUCUGCCAGGCCUCGGGCCAAAUCUUCAUCCCCCACGUCCAAGGGGUCCAGGGAUAUUCGAGUGUCCUGGGCCUAGAGAACGCCCCCGAGGAUGCCCAGGAAUACCGCUGGUACCGGGGCACACAGGACAGCGCAGAAAGCAUGAUUCUCAGCUACAAACCUCCCAGUCCCCUGGAGCCUGGGCCCGUGUACAGCGGCCGGGAGAGAGUGACCAGAACCGGCGACUUGGUGGUCAGGAACUGCAUGCUAAACGACACAGGAAACUACACGGUCCGGGUGGACACAGGCAACGACACCCACACGGCAACUGGCUGGCUCGAGAUCCGAGUGCUAGGGAGCAACCCGGGCAUCUCAGUCAACGCCACCUCCCUGGUGGAGAGCAUGGAUUCCGUGGCCGCCUACUGCCACACCAACGUCACCAGUGUCACCUGGUACUUGAAUGCUGUGCCGACAUCCAGCAGUAACCGGAUAAGCAUUUCCCCUGACGGAAAGACCCUCGUCAUCCUCAGGGUCAGCCGCUAUGACAGGACCCUGCAGUGCGCGGUGGAAAGUUACCCUGAGGUCGUCCAGAAAAGCGAGGAGGUCGCCCUCACUGUGGCCUAUGGGCCCGACAACGUGGUGCUGUGGGGCUUGCCCGACAUCUUCAACGGCAUCCUCACUGCUCAGCUCGGCUCCCAGGUGGAGGUCGAGUGCGUCUCCGCUUCCCGCCCCAGCAGCACGUACCGCUGGGCCCACAACGGCUCCCUCCUGGACCUCUCGGACCCAAAGAUGACCCUCCCGAGUCUGGCCUGGGAGCAGACGGGCCACUACCGAUGCAUCGUGGAGAACCCUGAGGCCCAGCUGAUCUUGUACAGGAACGUCAGGAUCCAGACUCCCGCUGAGAGUGAGUGUGGCCGCCCCCUCCAGCCUCUGCCCUCCAAGUCCUCCUGCCUCCAUGCCCUUGUCUAG
Messenger RNA from Microcebus murinus (gray mouse lemur), 1020 nucleotides. The record is from RefSeq and is a predicted model, not a curated record. Lineage: Eukaryota; Metazoa; Chordata; Mammalia; Primates; Cheirogaleidae.